AGUCUGACUGAGCGGCGGUUGGGGGAAACAGUCAGCCUCGCUUUGGAGUUUGGACCGUCAACAGCCGGGUAUUGCAGCUCCUGUGCGGCUUCAGCAACACCCCGCUGGUUUCUCCGACUCUACCACCGCUCCCUGACCCGAAGUAAUGGACUAUUAAAGAGACUUUAACACAACAACAAAAAACAAGAAGCCGUCACCGAAAACUGACAAAGCGAGACCGACCGUCCUCACCUCCAGCACCGCCGCCAGAGACGCCGCCAUGGGCAAGCAGAACAGCAAACUCCGCCCCGACGUCAUGCAGGACCUGAUGGAGAACACCGACUUCACGGAGCACGAGAUCACGGAGUGGUACAAGGGCUUCCUGCGGGACUGCCCCAGCGGCGCCCUCACCAUGGAGGAGUUCAAGAAGAUCUACGCCAACUUCUUCCCGUACGGCGACGCCUCCAAGUUCGCCGAGCACGUCUUCCGCACGUUCGACGCCAACGCCGACGGCACCAUCGACUUCAGGGAGUUCAUCAUCGCCCUCAGCGUGACGUCCCGCGGCCGGCUGGACCAGAAGCUGAAGUGGGCGUUCAGCAUGUACGACCUGGACGGCAACGGCUACAUCAGCAAGGCCGAGAUGCUGGAGAUCGUAACGGCCAUUUACAAGAUGGUCUCGUCUGUGAUGAAGAUGCCCGAGGAUGAAUCCACGCCUGAGAAACGCACAGAUAAAAUCUUCAGGCAGAUGGACACAAAUCGAGAUGGUAAACUGUCCCUGGAGGAGUUUGUGGAGGGAGCAAAGAACGACCCCUCCAUUGUGCGACUGUUGCAGUGUGACCCCAGCAGUGCUGGGCAGUAAGGAAGCCGGACCGGCACUUUAGCACAUUUUCACAACCUCUCCCAUUUGACCCACCAGAGACUCUCUUAAAAACGUAACACCUUGACCUGUAGAGGAACAGGAACGCACACAGACACAUGCUGUACCGAAGCCUAAUGCAAUCAUCCACCCCCCCCCCACCCCCCCACCCCUCGAUGCACACGCCGUUCACGGGCUUCUGUCCGGUCAAAGGCACAGACACAACUUGAAGGACUGAAAUCCCAUCAAAGACUUGCUGAAAGGAGAGAAGCUCUCCCCGCGCAGUGGGCCGGGGUAACGCAGCCACGCCGAAGCAAAUCCAAGUUUUAAUCUUUAAUUUUUAUUUUAAAAAAGCAGGAUUCCCUACUUAAAAGAGAAUAAUGCUCGUUUUAUCCGUGUGACUGACGCGGGGGCCGAGUGACGACGCUUGAACCCCGAAGCGUGUCCGUCUGGGGACUACAGAGCGGUUAUUUAGACAAGACAAUCUGGGGAUUGUUGUGUAAAUGUUAAAAAAAUGUUUUAUAUGUACUGUAUUAUUGUUGAACGAAUGUUACGAAAGAACCAAAACUGACUCAGAAAUGAAGUUGAAUCGUCUCGACCACGGAUUGUACCCAUGUGGUCUUUGGAAAGUGACUCUCUACAUGCGCUUCAAACAUGCAUGGACUGAGCUGUGAUUGUAGACCUGCAACCUGCAAAAAGAA
Molecule: messenger RNA, 1536 nt
Organism: Fundulus heteroclitus (mummichog)
Lineage: Eukaryota; Metazoa; Chordata; Actinopteri; Cyprinodontiformes; Fundulidae
Gene: ncaldb
Product: neurocalcin delta b
Exons: 4
Coding region: 260-838 (192 amino acids)
Biological process (GO): calcium-mediated signaling
Cellular component (GO): cytosol
Molecular function (GO): actin binding; tubulin binding; calcium ion binding
Source: RefSeq, a predicted model, not a curated record